Messenger RNA from Closterium sp. Naga37s-1, 456 nucleotides. The record is from the annotation of a GenBank genome assembly. NCBI's taxonomy places the organism in Eukaryota, Viridiplantae, Streptophyta, Zygnematophyceae, Desmidiales, Closteriaceae.
AUGGGGCUGCGGAGCGCGCGCGUGGCGCUGCUGUGCGCGGUGGUGGUUGUGGUGAGCCUCAGCGGGCUGGGCGGGGGGAAGCUGGGCGUGGAGGCGAUCAAGGGCAGUGACCUGAAGAAGCCGUUCGAAUGCGACAAGAACAGCGACUACGGCAUGUGGUACCGGUACACGUGCGUCGUUCGGGCGCAUGGCGUUCGGCAACAAGUGGCUGGAGUCGGUGGGGUACAGCUCCUGGGUAACCGAGCUCAUGCGCUGGCCCGCCAGCCGUACCGCGGCGUCGGGCGGCAGCUCUGCUACAUCUCCAACAUCCGCGGGCGCUACAAGGAGCUCUUCGUGGGAAACGGGUACGUGCCGCCCAGCGGCAAGGUGAACGGGCGCCCCUGGAACUGGAACCCCGAGCCGCCUUACUUCGGCAACAACUGGCGCUCCUGGGCCUGGGAUGAAAAGCCGUACUAA